Molecule: messenger RNA, 5162 nt
Organism: Xenopus laevis (African clawed frog)
Lineage: Eukaryota; Metazoa; Chordata; Amphibia; Anura; Pipidae
Gene: psme3.S
Product: proteasome activator subunit 3 S homeolog
Exons: 11
Coding region: 132-890 (252 amino acids)
Biological process (GO): regulation of G1/S transition of mitotic cell cycle; regulation of proteasomal protein catabolic process
Cellular component (GO): nucleus; cytoplasm; nucleoplasm
Molecular function (GO): endopeptidase activator activity
Source: RefSeq, a predicted model, not a curated record
GGCUGACAUUUUAGCCACGCCCCAUUCCACCUACGCUGCAGUUGGCAGCGCGUAGUUUCCGACGUCACGUCCGGACUUGUGAGUUACCGGUGUGAGGAUCAUUGUGCUGCUUCUGUGCAUUGCUGCCCGUCAUGUCAUCCCUACUUAAAGUGGAUCAGGAGCUCAAGAAAAAGGUGGAUUGCUUCCGAGAGAGAAUAACCAGCGAGGCUGAAGAUCUUGUCGCUAGCUUCUUUCCAAAGAAAUUAUUAGAACUCGAUGGAUUUCUCAAGAUCUUAAAUGUUCAAGAUCUCACUCAAAUCCAUUCAGAAAUGAAUCUGCCUGUUCCAGAUCCAAUUCUUCUUACAAACAGCCACGAUGGAUUGGAUGCUCCCACACUGAAAAAGAGGAAAAUGGAAGAAGUAGAUGAUAAUUUCCCAGGCACCAAAGUAUUUGUAAUGCCAAAUGGGAUGCUAAAGAGCAAUUCACAGCUAGUAGAGAUCAUUGAAAAAGUAAAGCCUGAGAUAAGACUGCUGAUUGAGAAGUGCAACACGGUAAAAAUGUGGGUUCAGCUUUUGAUACCAAGAAUAGAAGAUGGAAAUAACUUUGGAGUUUCAAUUCAGGAAGAAACUGUAGCAGAGCUGAGAACAGUAGAGAGUGAAGCAGCCUCAUACCUUGACCAGAUAUCCAGAUACUACAUCACUAGAGCAAAACUGGUUUCCAAAAUAGCUAAAUACCCACAUGUGGAAGAUUACCGACGUACAGUGACAGAAAUAGAUGAAAAAGAGUAUAUCAGCUUACGACUAAUUAUUUCAGAAUUAAGAAAUCAAUAUGUAACAUUACAUGACAUGAUCUUGAAAAACAUUGAAAAAAUCAAGAGGCCCAGAAGCAGCAAUGCCGAAACGCUGUAUUAAAACAGUGCGUCCUUGUGGAUCCCUCCUUUUUUUUCAGUGUUUGGAUUUUUUUUUUUCUUUUUUGAACUGAUGAGAAAUGCAGACCAUCAUUGCCUUGUUUGAACUUGUGACAUUCUCUCCACGAUUAAUGGAAAAAGUGUCUGGAUUUUGCGACAUUUGCCAGCUUUAAUUCUAUAUAGAGAGAUUUUCUUCAUUCUUUCAAUACGCCAGAUCAGUUAUUGGGUUUGCUGAGAAUACAUCCAACGUCUUGUACUGCGGAGCAAGGUGCUGCAGUCCAUAGUGGCACUGAAACGCAAUUUGCUUUUACCCCUGUUACAAAAGGAUGCUGCAACUGAAUUUCUUUUAGUUUAUUAAAGUGUAUCAUAUAGUCCACAAAAUAGCCUUUAACACAAAGGCUUCUGGCAGCUGUAAAACCUAUAGUAAAGGAGCCGUUUACUACCAGAUGACCAGUGAUUGGCCACUCUGUGUCAGUUUGUAUGAUUUCGGGUUAAGGGCGCCAUUGUUUUUUUUUUUUUGUUUUUUGUUUUUUUUUUUUAAACUGUCAGGAGCAUGAAUUUUUCAUUGUUUCCCCCCUAAAACCUUUAUAGACCUGUAGGGUGAAUAUACCUCCCAUGGAAGCUAAGGCAUUUUAAGGCCUUAUUACCUUUCACAACUUUCCUUGAAUCUCCGUGUGUUUUUAAAAAGUUAUGUCUUCCUUGGUGAUUGAGUUCCUCUGUCACGCCUAGGUCUUAAACAAAGAUAUUCUUCCAUAUCCACCGCAUCUGUUUGGCAAACUAGGUUUAUAGAAUCAUUAAUAUACUGCAGGAAUAAUGUAUCUUUCCUAUGAUCUUGCCAGCCUCAAACCAUUAUAUACCCCAUAUGUGCUUAUUUGUUAUGUUUCCCCAAUCAUGUCAUCAGUACUUUGUUCAAGCAAACUCUACGGGACGUAUAUUUUAUGUGAGAUCACCUCCAGUAGCUCUGGGCAAAGUGAUUGUAGGUGUUCCCUCUAUUUCUCACUUAAAAUACAAAUCAAAUGUGUUUUAGUUUGGCAAAUUGUAUUGGGAAAAAUCCUAAACACACGUCCAGUGCAGGCUUUAUACAUAUGCCCCCAUUAGUUUCUUUUGCUGCAUAAGUGAACCAUCUAGGGUCACCUGUAAACAUCGGUGUAGGAGUUUCAUGUCGGAUAAGCUAUGCUUUACAUUGUAAGCUUUGUAAGAAUGACAUGGCUGUUUUUUAUGUCAAAAAGAUCCUCCUAGACACGGAAAAGAUCAGAGAUUUGUUUUUCCAAUGAAUAAGUUGAACUCGCCUUUGUCUGGGACCCUUUGCAUUGUUAUCGGAGGAGUGAAAGCUAAUAUAGCCCUUUGCUUCUUAAUAGAAUUUCUCAGUUGUGUUAGACAACAUAGCACUUAUUUUUGCAACAAGAAAAAUAUUUGCAGUUUGUAAAGUUAUUGCUUAUAUUUGUUUUCCAAGACACGUCAAGUACAAUCUGGCACCGGCAGUCUCUGUCCUUGGUUUCUGAAUGCUUUUCCAGCAGGGAUUUGCUAUGUUUUUAAUGCCUUCAUUUCAAAUAUAUUGUAAUGAUUACAUGGCUUCUUCUACUCCAUAUUAGAAAUGAAUUGAAUUUGAUGUCUUGCCAGUACGCUCUGUUACUCCUGCAUAUCAUAUAUAUUGUAAUGGUUACAUGGCUUCUUCAACUGCAUAUUAGAAAUUAAUUGAAUUUGAUGUCUUGCAAGUAUGCUCUGUUACUCCACUUUUCAUAAAAUUCAAGCAGGCUGGAUUAAAAACAUUGCUGCCUGGAGACGAGUGUCUGAAGACAUUAUGUUUGACGACAAAAUUUAGCAUAGUGUAUAACAACAGCAGUGAAGCGAAAACCCAACAUAAUGGAGAGGCUCUUCACAUGGUGUUUCAUGUUUUUUUUUUUUAGUCAUUUGUGUCCCCUGGUCCAGUUUGAUUGGUUUAGGCAAGCGAAAAAGAGACCAAAUUGUAGCAGGUACAGGUGCACAAGGUUUUUUUUUUUUUUGUUUCAAAUGUUAAUGACACAGGAAUGCUAGCAUGUUCUGUGAAAGACCUGGGACUUGUUCAGACUUCCCUGAGAAGAAAUCUAGGCCUUUUUGACCCAAGCUUUUACAAAGCAGACUUUUAAAAAUUGUAUUUGCCUCUGAGGAAACUCCAUCAAGCUAUUUGCCUGCCCAACUAUAGCUGUUUUGUUUAGAUGGCCAUGGCUUCCAGUGUCUUCUGGAAAGAUGAACCUCUCCAUUAUUGCUCCAUAGCCAUCCAUAUGUAAGUACUUCCAUGCCCUUUGUUUAUUCCACCAAAGAUAAUGUUACUAGCAGUGAUUUAAAGAUAUUGUCCCUAACGGAGAUCCUACAAGGAUCUUCUGUGGCAACAGAGCUCCUAUAGGAAAAUGAGUUCCAGUGUAAAUGUUUAAUAUAUUACACUUGUGUGCUUUUGGAGGAAAAUUAAAUGAAACUACAGAUUGUCUGGGCAGUUCCAAAUCUAAAUGGUAAAGAAUUACCACAAGUAAAGGAAUUUCCUAAAGAUAUUUAAGUUGCUGCUCCAUAUAUUUGUUUUCCAGCAGUAAAUACUUGCCCUGUUGACUAGUCAGGAGACCUUUGUGACAUGUAGGCUGGAUUCUACCAUUCUGGUUUGUCAUUUUGUGUUUUUAUUUUUUUUAACUAGAUAUAACAAGUGUAAACAUAUCUUCCAGCAUUUUGGGACAGUCAGGUCUCCACCUGCACUGUACAUUCAUGUAUUUGUUCUGCAGCAUAUGGCACUAUCUUUUACUAUGUUUUUUUUUUUUCUAAUGUUCAACUGGUAAAUGACCAGCUGAGUAUGUUGUUGCCAAGGUUCUCCAGAGACUUGGUGGGACACUGCAUAUUCUUGGACAUGUGGAAGCUGUAGUUCUCGAAUUAUUGUGCAAACCAGUGGCAUAUCACUGAUCUUGUAAGGAGAGGUCUGUAAAACUAUAAGUAGGAUUUUAGUUUCUAGAACCAAGUGUCCAUUCUUUCUUCAUACUAGAAUAUAUUCAUCAGUGGUAGCUUGCCGUAUUGUUAGCCUCAGAUCUAUUCUCUAUAAAUGUUACUUUGGCCAGCAUCAUACUGGGAGGACAUUUGAUUUAUUAGUCCUUUUGAGAAGGUACGUGACCUGUUUCCCCACAUGUAUAGGCCAAGUAUGCACUAAAAGAAAAAGAAACUAUUUCUUAGAAAUUGGUCAUAAUGGAUCACUGCUCAGCAACCUCGAUAGACAGAAUUUGUAUGUUGCUGUCACCAGGGGGUUAAAAGAGAUUGUGGGUUCUAGUUUGGAAAAGAAAAGAGCUUGAGACCUUGAAAAACUAAAAGAAAAAACAGCUGGCAGAACCUUGUGAUUUGCAACACUGCUUGACACAAUUUGCAGCAUGGGGCGAAUCACUUAGGACAGUGGUCCUGUAUUUUGUGGUCCAAUGAUCAGAGCCCACAUUCUUCAUAACAAGGUUUCAGUUAUAUACAUUCUUUGUUGUAUCAAUCUCCCUCUACAUCCCCAGAGUUGGCAGUUGGACUCUUGUGACCCUGCAAAGGAGAGUUCCAUCGAAACCUCCAAAAAAAAAAACUCUUGGCAAAGCUGAAUUUAAUCAUAUUCUACCCAAUAUACAUUGCAUCAUUUUAAAUUGUGUAAUGUUAUUUGUAAAUACUCUGGCUAUUGGAAGCAUUAUCUGACCCUUUAUGCUCUCUGACUCUUGAAAACGUGUCCUAGAAGGUCGUAACUCUAGGACUCUUGGCCGGUGGUGGAAAGCCGGAAGAGUCAGAACAAGAAGCACAGAGAACAGAAACUGACCAAUAAUGCUUUCGAUAGCUGGUACAUUUACAGAAGUUUCAAAUGUUUUUUUGGAAAGUUGGAAUUUAGAAGCUCUGAUUGGUAGCACUGAAAAACCUUAGUUCGUUUUUCAUUCUUUAAUUAAACCAUGUGACUAUUUUGUGAAACCUACAUUUACUAUUGAGAGUUCUGUUACAGUUACUUAAUAUAAAAAGUGUUCUGUGCCAACAAUAGUGACCUGUUUUCCCCCGAACCCCAGUCCAUAUAGUUUGUAGCAUUUCAUUUUAGCUUAGCUGCACUCGGACACAAUAGUUCCAGUCUGCAUAUCAGUACAUUUCCCUUCCUUAUCUGAUUGGUGGUAUCCCAGCCUUAAAUUGUAUAUUCUAAUUUUUAUCAUGGUUAUUUUGGUUCCAUAUUGUAAAAGAAAUGUUUUUUUUUUCUUCUGCUGAAGCAAUGUAUGUAAAAUUUUAAAUUUUCAAGAUAUUAAAAUGUCAAUUGAAUGUG